ACAAAAAAAUAUUCAAUAAUCAAUAAAAUCGGUAAAUGAACUGAUAGGGUUGUCAACGUAGACAUGGAAAGUGUCAUAGAACAAUAUUCUGUAUUUAUUUUUUAUUGUUUUGAAUGUACAAUAUAUUUAAAUGACAUAUCCUCUCAUAUGUUUCUUAUAUUUUGCUGUUUUUACAACAUGCUAUUUAUAAUUACACUGACUGGUUAGCUUGGCAUCGAUAUUACCGACAUUUGUAUCGAUCCGCCCACGUCUAAUUUACACACGUGGAAGUGAAGAAACUGUACAAAAGUGUCGAUAUAUGCAGUGAAUUAAUAAUAUUACAAAUCAACCACUACCAUAGCAAAACAGAAAAAGAAAGAAAAGCACGUUAUAGUCUUCAGUGCGGCGGGAGGUGUCCUCGGUGACGUAACACGGUUCAGAACUGCCACUUCUCAGCUAACAACAACAGAAGAUCCCGGAAAGCUAGCGACCUUAAAUAAGAGGGGGCGAACUGCUUCCAUCUCGCUGGUUCUGAUGUAGAUGGACUUUCGGACCAAGCACUGACGAGUGGAAGCGGCGUAUUCCUCCUCAUCCUCCUCUUGAGACCAACACCCUCUGUCACGCUGGCAAUGUCAAGAGUCCCGAGUCCCCCUCCCCCGGCGGAAAUGUCCAGCGGGCCUGUGGCUGAGAGCUGGUGCUACACGCAGAUCAAAGUUGUAAAGUUCUCGUACAUGUGGACCAUCAACAACUUCAGCUUCUGUCGUGAGGAGAUGGGCGAGGUCAUCAAGAGCUCCACCUUCUCUUCAGGGGCCAAUGACAAGCUAAAGUGGUGUUUGCGUGUCAAUCCCAAAGGCCUGGACGAGGAGAGCAAAGACUACCUGUCUCUCUACCUGCUGCUGGUCAGCUGUCCAAAGGCUGAGGUUCGAGCCAAGUUCAAGUUCUCCAUUCUCAACGCCAAGGGAGAGGAGACCAAAGCCAUGGAAAGCCAGAGGGCUUAUCGCUUUGUGCAGGGUAAAGACUGGGGCUUUAAGAAGUUCAUCCGAAGAGACUUCCUCCUCGAUGAGGCCAACGGUCUUUUACCCGACGACAAGCUCACACUCUUCUGUGAGGUGAGUGUGGUGCAGGACUCGGUCAACAUAUCUGGCCAGAACACCAUGAACAUGGUGAAGGUUCCCGACUGCAGACUAGCCGACGAGCUUGGGGGCUUAUGGGAGAACUCCCGCUUCACCGACUGUUCCCUGUGUGUGGCCGGCCAGGAGUUUCAGGCCCAUAAAGCCAUCUUGGCAGCACGCUCCCCCGUAUUCAGUGCCAUGUUUGAACACGAAAUGGAGGAGAGCAAAAAGAAUCGUGUAGAAAUCAACGACGUGGAGCCCGAGGUCUUCAAAGAGAUGAUGUGCUUCAUUUACACUGACAAAGCUCCCAACCUGGACAAGAUGGCAGAUGACCUGCUGGCGGCAGCUGAUAAAUACGCUCUAGAGAGACUGAAGGUCAUGUGCGAGGAUGCACUGUGCACUAGCCUGUCGGUGGAGAACGCAGCCGAGAUCCUCAUCCUGGCAGACCUGCACAGCGCCGACCAGCUCAAAACGCAGGCGGUCGACUUCAUCAACUACCACGCCGCAGAGGUGAUGGAGACAGCAGGCUGGAAAUCCAUGGUCGCAUCUCACCCUCAUUUGGUGGCCGAAGCGUACCGCUCGCUGGCAUCAGCCCAGUGCCCUUUCCUCGGACCUCCACGCAAGCGCCUCAAACAAUCCUAAUGGUUCUCAUUACUUAAAAAAAAAAACAUCAACGAAACCACACAAUACCCUAAUGCUCCCUUCCAAGGGUCCGCAAUAUGGAGGACAUUUCCCCUUUUGCUGUUACCUACUACACUACCUGCAGCCCUCUUCUGCCCUGUGAUCCAGAACCUGCUGUAUUGAGAAAGAGCUGGAAGACGGGCUUGGCUUGUGAAGUGGAUAUUUGUCGUUUACAGAAUAUAAAAAGAAACCAAACCUGCACUUUUCCAACAGUCAGGUGGGAUCUUGUGUCCCCCCUCGACCCCGCUGAUCCCCAUUCAUGAAGAAUCCUUUUACCACUUCAUGAAAAAAAACCCACAAAAAAAGGAAUCAUGGAUAUUUGGACAUUGAAGGACAGGUGAGGGACUAAAGGACUGUCUUGUUACUCAGACCACCUAAGGGCUAGUCCAAUGGAGGAAAAUCAUCAAACUUAUUUUCCCAAAGCAAUUCGGGAAACAUUGCACUAAAAACAUACACAGCCCCCCUUCACCCUCCCGUCCGUCCCUCCGCCGACCGUAACAAUCAAGCGUUACGAGCAGUGAAGCAGUAGUCAAACACACAAAGCCUCGUGGACUAACUGCGGACCCGUUUUGGACCAGGCAGGACAAUGUACACCCUUUAAAGAUGCUUUACAGGCGUACAAAACACACACACGUGUGUUGAACACUGCCUUCGUUGUAUCGGUUUAAAGUUUUUCAUAGAAAGCAGACCAUAACUAGACAAUAGCAACACAACUGCACGUUGUGCGCAUGUACAGUAGCAGUAACCCUUGAGAGCAAAUCCAAGGCGACUACUGUGGUAAAAGAAAUAACAUUCAGUUAAGCGGCUUUCCCCCAAAUAUUUCUUUUCCAAAUUUUUUCCAAGUUUUUCUUAGCAGGCAUGACGCCUUGCAAGGAAUUAAAAAAUAAAAUGAACACGUUUUAAUGUUCAAAUGAGACAGAAUGUGAAAGAAAAAGGACACAUGCACAAUGCGCCAAAAAGAAAAAAAAAACACACAAAAUUGAUUUAUUAAGGUUCUCUUUGUUCUUUUGCCAGUGGAUGAAAAUUGGUUAUAAGCUUAGAAGGAGCCUUUGUCAUUUCUUUCCUGUAGAUAGUCUCGGUUUAUGAGAAGUGACAGUUGUUGCUAUUUUUUUUUGUUCCCAAAAGAAUAAACCACAACUAUUUUGUAAUGAACGCAGUGCAAAC
Molecule: messenger RNA, 2936 nt
Organism: Doryrhamphus excisus (bluestripe pipefish)
Lineage: Eukaryota; Metazoa; Chordata; Actinopteri; Syngnathiformes; Syngnathidae
Gene: spop
Product: speckle type BTB/POZ protein
Molecular function (GO): protein binding
Source: RefSeq, a predicted model, not a curated record